AUGGUUGGAGAUUUAUCCAACGAUAACCAAAUGCUUAGGAAAGAUGUUGAUGGAUUGAAACUCACUCUUAACAAAGAGGAAUCUAAAAGGUUGGUUAAUAAUUUGUCUAUUACCGGUCUUGUUACUGAAAAUGAUGAUAAAGAGCAAGCAGUGGAGAAAACUUUCUCUUUAUUUUCUUUUCUGGAUACACCUAUCUCUCGGAAUGAUGUAGCUCAUUUUAAACAAGUUCCAACCAAAAACGGCGUAAAGGCUAUAGUUACCUUGAAGCCUGAAGAUAAAAAGCAGAUUCUUACAACUCGUUCCAAAAAAGGGAAACUAACACUUAGGAACUCUAAAUGUGGUGAUACGGAUUCUAGAAUUUUCGUCGAUGAGGAGCUGACCAAGGAAACGUACCAGUUAUACAAACGCUCAAGGCAACUUGAUGGUGUUGGCUAGAAAUAUGUGUGGCAUCGGGGAGGGGAAGAUUCUAGCUCGCAAGAAUGAUGGCUCUGAUAUUAUUUUCAUCCGGAAUGUUAAUCAAGUAAAUGACCUGCUUAAGUAGACUUUUAUCUCAUUUGCUUUUAUUGUUUUUUUAUAUAUAUUUUCCAUUUGUUGCUUGAUUUUUAUAAUUUAUCAUGGCUAGUACGAAUCUUGAAGAUAAUUUAAGGUUAGGACAUAUUAAUGUAAGAUCACUGAUACCAAGUUUGGACGAAAUUAAGUCUUCGAUAGAUAAUUUGAAGUUGGACAUAUUAGGAGUAAUAGAAUCAUGGUUAACUGAACAAGUUAGUGAAGAGGAAAUUAAAAUAAACGAUUUUGUUUUAUCGCGUUGAUCGUGGGUCUCGGGGAGGUGGAAUAGGGGUUUAUGUUCGAUCUGAUAUUACAGUAGUUGAGAUAGAUGUAACUGAGGACCAGAGAGGAAUUUUUGAGCAGCAAUGGCUUAUUCUCAAAAUUGGCAAAAUAAACUUGGGGUUGGGCAUCAUUUACCGUCCUCCUCGUUUUAAUGUGAUGACUGCUUUACGCUAACUGGAAGAAUAGCUAAUUUAAUUCCAGUGACAGAUGAAUUGAUUAUAAUGGGGGAUAUUAAUAUUAAUCUAUUAAGACAUACUAACAUAACCAAUCAGUUUAAUAAUUUGCUUGAUACUUUCAACUUUAAGCAAGUUGUAAUUAACCCAACUAGGUACUCCCGAGAUACAGCCAGUUUGAUUGAUGUCAUCAUCCUGUCCGAUGAUCAUCUCUUAAGUGGCAGUGUCCAUCAUCAGGACUUGCAUCAGCAUUCCGAUCAUCAGCUCAUACACUGAUCAAUAAAUAUUAAGAUCUCUGCCAUUAGGCCUAGAGUUAUUGAAUAUCGUAACUUUAAACACUGACAUUUAUAGCUUCAAACCAGAUCUUAUAAACGUCCCUUGGUGGCAGGUUGUAGACUGUGAUAAUGUUAACCAGAAGACUGCAAUUCUCUCAGAUAUGAUAUUGACUCUUUUUGAUUAUCAUGCGCCAAUAUGUGAGAAAAAAGUUACCAGGCCACCUUCCCCGUGGUUUACUGACGCGUUGCGUGCGAUGAAGAAUCACCGUAACUAUCUUUCCUCUAAUUACAAACGUACUAAAAAUUUACGGGAUUGGGCAUCCUACAAAGAAAUGAGGAAUUAUUUUA
Acanthoscelides obtectus is the source of this 1624-nucleotide messenger RNA. The record is from the annotation of a GenBank genome assembly. Lineage: Eukaryota; Metazoa; Arthropoda; Insecta; Coleoptera; Chrysomelidae.